Molecule: messenger RNA, 1494 nt
Organism: Conger conger (European conger)
Lineage: Eukaryota; Metazoa; Chordata; Actinopteri; Anguilliformes; Congridae
Gene: cops8
Product: COP9 signalosome subunit 8
Exons: 7
Coding region: 63-638 (191 amino acids)
Biological process (GO): COP9 signalosome assembly; protein deneddylation
Cellular component (GO): COP9 signalosome
Source: RefSeq, a predicted model, not a curated record
ACCAAGAAGAAGAAAAAAAAGGAAGUGACGUUUUUUUCGACGCAAUCUCUUCUCCGUUCAAGAUGCCUGCGGCCGUGGUGAUGGGUGACAACUACGAAAAAUUACUAGAGCAAUGUGAAGCUCAGGAGCUAGAGGCUCCAGGCGGGAUCGCCACCCCUCAGGUGUAUGCACAGCUGCUGGCCCUGUAUCUCCUCCACAACGACAUGAAUAAUGCUCGGUAUCUUUGGAAGCGGAUUCCACAAGCUAUAAAAACUGCCAACCCUGAGCUGGCAGCGAUCUGGGCGGUCGGACAGCGCAUCUGGCAGCGGGACUUUCCAGGAAUCUACUCCACCAUCGCUGCCUACCAGUGGUCAGAGAGCAUCCUGCCCGUCAUGGAGGCCCUGAGAGAAACCACUCGCAGGAGGGCAUUUGGCCUGGUGGCGCAGGCCUACACGUCCAUCACAGCGGAUGACUUUGCCGCCUUUGUGGGAUACUCAGUGGAGGAGGCAGUGAAAGGGGUUGUGAGUCAGGGCUGGCAGGCGGACCCCAACACCAGGAUGGUUAUGCCUCAGAAGCCAGAUCCUCCCCCAGUCUCUCUGGUUCCCAACGAGCAGCAGCUGGCCAGGCUCACUGACUACGUGGCUUUCCUUGAGAACUGAUAAAGCUGGCCCAGCCCGGCCCAUCCCAGCCCGCUGGUCAGCACCUCUGGCUCCCCCCGUGCAUGGUGCACCUUUAACUCCCACAGCCCCCUCCACCCCCACCUCCCCUCCCCUCCCACCCUCCAUCCCCCUCCCUCCCAAACACCCCACCCACCCUCCACCAACUCUCCCCUCCCGUCAACCCCCCCUCCUGACCUCCCCACCCUCCACCCCACCUCCCCUCCCACCCUCCACCUCCCUCCCAACCCCUCUCCAACAGCCAGAGCCACUCAACCCCCGGAUGAUGAGCUAGUUCCCAGUGCAUGGUUCUGAGCCUACCGUGACUGUACCACACACACCAUUAAUACUGCGUUAGACCUGUGAGCCGUUCGCCCAGAGGGCACAUGCCCAGCCUAUACCCUGUGCCGGUCUUCUCCGGCGAGGAGCGGUAAUCUGAGGAAGCGCCUCACAGGGCUGAGACGCCGGAGGUACCGUUUCACCCCCCCCCCCCCCGCGCCCCCCGCGCCCCCUCGACGAACUGACGGUGACACGGGACUCCAGCCGCUUUUGGCACGCCGUAGCAAAUGUCAUUUUCACACAGCCUGUAAAGUAUUUCUGAUGCCGGCUUAGCUGUCUACUGUAGGAGUUUCUAAAAGGAAAACUACAGAAAAUAUGUACGUGUUCAUAGUGCUUUUUUUUUUGUUGCUUUUUUUUAUGCUUUGCAUGUCUCAUUGACACGUGGGUGAUGGAGAUUGGGGAUUUGGGAAGAAGUAUCCUGCCAUUUGGUUUCUGCAUCAGUGUUUUGCAGUCACCCUGUGGCCUCGUCUGUUGAACUGCAGUUUCUGUGUCUGUCUUUACAAUAAAAAGGAAAAACCCA